This is a messenger RNA of Akanthomyces muscarius, 735 nucleotides long. RefSeq lists its product as uncharacterized. Gene Ontology annotation, molecular function: U2 snRNA binding; protein binding. The coding region runs from base 1 to 735 and encodes 244 amino acids. NCBI's taxonomy places the organism in Eukaryota, Fungi, Ascomycota, Sordariomycetes, Hypocreales, Cordycipitaceae. The transcript is spliced from 5 exons. Gene Ontology annotation, cellular component: U2 snRNP. Gene Ontology annotation, biological process: mRNA splicing, via spliceosome. The record is from RefSeq and is a predicted model, not a curated record.
AUGAGGCUUACGGCAGACCUCAUUCGGGAUUCCCUUUCCUACCUCAACCCUCUCAAGGAACGAGAGCUUGACCUCCGAGGACACCGCAUUCCCGCCAUUGAGAACCUGGGUGCCGCAGGGCCUCACGACUCAAUCGACUUCACCGAUAAUGAUAUCCAAGUUCUGGGCAACUUUCCCCUGUCGCCACGUAUAACAACGCUGCUACUGGCGCGAAACCGGGUUGCUAAUAUCCAACCCACGAUUGCGAAGUCCAUCCCAAACCUGAAGAAUCUGGUUCUUGCGUCGAACAAUGUCGCAGAGCUGGCGGACCUGGAUAUAUUGGCAAAGAUGGCCCGUCUGACGCACCUUGUGCUGGUCGACAACCCCGUUACGAAGAAAGAGAACUAUCGCUACUGGAUCGUUUGGAGAUGCCCAUCCGUACGCUUUCUCGACUACCAUAAAGUGAAGGAGGCGGAGCGUGAAAGAGGCCGCGAGCUAUUCGGCACAGACGAGGAGCCGACGGCACUCGCUGCCAAGAUUAUGGGCAAGAAAACGACAACCUUCGACGCGCCGGCAAACGGCGGCGCAGAGCCACGCUCAAGGCUCUCGAGAAUAAAGCUGACGGACGAGGAGAAGAAGCGGCUGCAAGAGCGGAUCAAGAAGGCGACCAGCCUGCAGGAAAUCAUUGCUUUGGAGAAGGAGUUGAAUGAGGGACGCCUCCCCGCAGGCGUUCUUGAGGAUCCCAUGGAGGAGUAG